CUUUCGAGUUCAAGGAUAAUGUACCGACACGAAAUAAACGCAUCAAGUUCUGCUAACAUGGCGCAAGGAGAAAGCAAUCUUCCCCCUCCUGAACCGAAUUUGGAUAAAACUUUUCAACUAGACGGGUAUCUUCGUACAUAUGAGCACGAGAUACGAAGACGGUAUAAGUGUUUUUACGAACUGCUAAAUAAAAUUGAAGAAAAUGAAGGUAGCGUGGAAAAGUUCACCAGAGGUUAUCAGGUUUUUGGAAUCCACCGCCAGCGCGACAAUUCAAUUAAUGCAGUUGAGUGGGCACCGGGUGCCGCUGGGAUGUACUUGCGAGGAGAUUUCAAUAACUGGCAGUUUGAGGAGAAGUUUGCUUUCAAGAAAGGAGAUUUUGGCCGGUGGCACUUAACAAUUCCUGCCAAUGAAGAUGGAAGUUGUCCCAUUAAACAUCAAACUAAACUGAAGCUUGGUAUCAGGCUUCACAAUGGAGAGAUUGUAGACAGAAUCUGUCCCUGGGCAAAAAUGGUUGCUCGACCAGCCACAGUGCCUAUAUUUGAGCAGAUCUAUUGGGACCCACCAGACCAUGAAACUUACAAAUUCAGAAAUGUUCAUCCACGUCCUCAAAAGGGCUUAAAGAUCUAUGAAUGUCAUGUAGGGAUUGCAUCAUGGGAAGGAAAAGUUGCCACAUACAAACAGUUUACACAGAAUGUUAUUCCCAGAAUUGUUGAUUUAGGUUACAAUGCCAUACAGUUGAUGGCCAUAAUGGAACAUGCUUACUAUGCAAGCUUUGGCUAUCAAGUAACCAGUUUCUUUGCUGCCUCCAGCCGCUAUGGCUCACCUGAGGAGCUGAAAGAACUGGUGGACACUGCCCAUGACCAUGGCAUUGUUGUUCUUCUUGAUAUCGUCCACAGUCACGCCUCGAAGAACACAGUGGACGGUUUGAACCAGUUUGAUGGAACCAAUUCCUGUUAUUUUCAUGAUGGACCUAGAGGUUUCCAUGACCUAUGGGACUCAAGACUUUUCAAUUAUACUGAAUGGGAAGUACUUCGAUUCCUCUUGUCUAACCUACGAUGGUGGAUUGAAGAAUACAGAUUUGAUGGGUUUAGAUUUGAUGGUGUCACUUCAAUGCUGUAUCAUUCCCAUGGCAUGGGACAUGGGUUCAGUGGUCAUUAUGAUGAGUAUUUUGGUCUGAACACUGACACAGAGUCCCUGGUUUAUCUGAUGCUCUCUAACCAUUUUCUUCACUCACUGUACCCAGAGUUUAUGAUUACAGUUGCUGAGGAAGUAUCAGGCAUGCCAUUGUUGUGUAGGCCUCUAGAAGAAGGAGGAGCUGGCUUUGAUUACAGACUAGCCAUGGCUAUACCUGAUGUUUGGAUUAAAGUGCUGAAGCAUACAUCAGAUGAAGACUGGAACCUGGACAACAUUAUUCACACUUUGACCAACCGGCGCUAUGCAGAGAAAUGCAUUGCUUAUGCCGAAAGUCACGACCAGGCUCUGGUAGGAGAUAAGACUAUAGCUUUCUGGUUGAUGGACAAGGAAAUGUACACCCACAUGUCUGUUUACAGUGGACCAAAUAUCAUCAUCGACAGGGGCAUCGCUCUGCACAAAAUGAUUCGACUUAUUACUAUUGGACUGGGUGGGGAAGCUUAUCUCAACUUUAUUGGGAAUGAAUUUGGACAUCCAGAGUGGUUGGACUUUCCCAGAAUAGGCAACAAUGAAAGUUUCCACUAUUGCCGGCGUCAGUUCAAUCUAGCAGAUGAUAAAGUUCUGAAGUAUCAGUACCUGAACAACUUUGACAGGGCAAUGAUUCACCUGGAGACUAAGUACAAAUGGUUGUCUCAUCCCCAAAACUAUGUGAGUCUUAAACAUCAAGAUGACAAGGUGAUUGUCUUUGAAAGAGCUGAUACCCUAGUCUUCAUUUUCAACUUCCACCCACACAAGAGCUACACUGAUUACAAAGUUGGAGUGCAGGUCCCUGGAACCUACGAGAUAGUUUUAGACUCUGAUGCUGAAGAAUUCUGUGGCCACAAAAGACUAGACCAUAAUGUCAAGUACCACACUUUCCCAGAACCAUGGUGCAACAGGGCCAAUCAUAUAUUUGUUUAUAUUCCAAGUAGGACAGCCAUUGUAAUGGCUAAAGUAGCUUGAAAGAGGCACUGAGUGUGUGUUUUAUGGUUCUAUCCUUUUUUACACCAGAGUUAUUCCUUCAGAGGACAUUUUAAAAAUUGUUUUUAAAUGCUGUAAUGCAGGCUAUAUCUUUAUAUUGUAUACAUGGCAUGCAUGACAAGUCUGAUGUUUCAGUAUUAUAGUUGGACUUAGUUAAUAUGUAUAAUAAAACGAGAGAGCGCCAGGGUUGAGCAUUUUUGUUGAGAAGUGUUAAACUAAACUAAUGGCUCUUGUAUAUGUUAAUAGCCCCAAAAUAGUGUCAAUUAAUUUUAUAUUGGCAUAAAGAUUUGUGUGAUGUAAAAUACUAUAUUACAUGAUCUGUUUUAUUUUGUUUUAAAAGUAUCAUGUCUAAAUAUAUAUAUACUAUAUAUAUAUACUAUUUUUUAUUUAUUCAGACACUCCUAAUAAUGGAAAUAACAUAAAUAUUAAAAAAAAAACCAUUGCAUUUACUAUAUGACUUGUAAUGAAACCAAAAAUAAAAUACAAAUACAAACCAUUUCAAAGAAUAUUGUUUUAAGCUUCGUUGGCACCGGGAGCGUGCUCCUUUAUAGUUCAGAAAGAACUAAUAUCAUAAGCCUAAUACUUUGCCAUGAGAGCGAUAGGCUUAUGUCAUAAUACUGGGGGGAGUGGAAACUAGUCUUGUGACAUUCAAAGCCUCUAUCUUUUAUAUUGGAUGAUUUCCCUUUAUAAGUUUUUUUUAUAUUAAAGGGCAAUAAGCAAUGUUUGCUCAUUAAAGGGCAAUAACUUUAUAAGUUAGUCUACAUGACAGAAUGAACUAUUCUACUUCGUGGCUUUAGUCAGUUAGGAAAUCAAGUAGAAAUAUUUUUUUAAAAACUCCAGUUGCAAUCAGCAGUGAUAUGUGUGUGGAAUAGUUGCCGCUAAAUAUAAAACAAUAUUUGAAUGUUGGUCAGUUUCCUUGGUUACAAUCAAGAGUGUGAACGUCAGUGUUGAAAUGGCUGAUUGGUUGUUUAGUUUACACAUGAAUGUGGAUCAGUAUAGCUCCUUGUUGUCAUGCCACUAUUUUGCAUCCAUAUUUUGUUUAUAACAUGAUACAGUAGAGUGAAUUUACUAUUUUGUGAUAUUAGUGUUUUUGUUUAGGGUAAAUUACUAUUUAUGAGCAUUUGAAUAUUUAUUAAUAUACAACCAAAAAAACAACAACAAUGUCCUAAUUUCUAUUAAGUAUUCUAAAAACAUAGAGGCAGUUUACAUAUUUGAUGUGUUGUCACCACUUUGCUUUCUCUAAUUGACAAUCAGCAGUAACAUGUUACUGUCAACAAGUUACUUCAAAGAUUUUUUUUUUUUUAUCAGGAAAUACUUGUUAAAGUUAGUUUCCGUAGUUACCUUUUAGGUAGGCAGCAGAUGGGGUUUAGUUGGAUGAAUUUGUUACUUUAACUAUUUAUAACAUAGUCAUGUGAUCAGUAGACAUAGUGCAUUGUAUCUUUUAUUAUUCUUUGCUUGAAUUGACUCUCUAUUCAAGUAUGGUAAUAUCAUUGACAUGUUUUUGUUGAGGUUUUUUUGUUUUUUUUUUUCAUUACUGGGUUUUAUUUUUUUUAAAAAGGGCUGGGGUGAAUGUCUGAAAACAAUGAACAAUGCUAGAUUUUUCGUCCGCACUUGUACAAUUUGAUUGGGAGCCAUUAGAAAUGUUUAGAAAAGGUUUUGUAUUGUGAAGUUGAAUGAAGGUAGACAUUGUUCAAGUUGGGCUCAGUUGGCCAAUAGAAAACACAAAGUAUUUCUUCAAAAUAAAAGAUGUUUCUCUAGUUUGUGGUGUGUGUUAAAAGUGUCACAUCUGCCUUUGUGUGGUUAUACAACUCCCCAUCUUUGUUUUGUCUUGUCAUUAUAUUUAGUUAUGUGCAUAAAUAUAUAUCUAGAUAUUUAUACAUGUGUGUGUCUGUUUUGUCACAGGCUAGUUAUAUGUAUUGCUGCCAUGUGUGUGUCUGUUUUGUCACAGGCUAGUUAUGUGUAUUGCUGACAUGUGUGUGUCAGUUUUCUCAGGCUAGUUAUAUGUAUUGCUGACAUGUGUGUGUCUGUUUUGUCACAGGCUAGUUAUAUGUAUUGCUGACAUGUGUGUGUCAGUUUUCUCAGGCUAGUUAUAUGUAUUGCUGACAUGUGUGUGUCUGUUUUGUCACAGGCUAGUUAUAUGUAUUGCUGACAUGUGUGUGUCUGUUUUGUCAUAGGCUAGUUAUAUGUAUUGCUGACGUGUGUGUCUGUUUUGUCAUAGGCUAGUUAUGUGUAUUGCUGACAUGUGUGUGUCUGUUUUGUCACAGGCUAGUUAUAUGUAUUGCUGCCAUGUGUGUGUCUGUUUUGUCAUAGGCUAGUUAUAUGUAUUGCUGACGUGUGUGUCUGUUUUGUCAUAGGCUAGUUAUGUGUAUUGCUGACAUGUGUGUGUCUGUUUUGUCACAGGCUAGUUAUAUAUCUAUUUCUUCAUUCUUGUCACUGUACAUCUCAUCUCUAAGCAACAGUCCUUGACCCUUUUAACUUACUACAGGAAAAAAAAAAAAAAAAACACCAUGUCUAAUAAUUGUAAUAUUUUCUUUCUUUGAUGGACUUGACAUGCUUCAUGCUUACAUUUUUUUUUUCAUUUAAAUUAAAGUGUGUCUUUAGUCAAUGAUAACAUACUCUACUCUAGUAUGAUAUAAAUUACUAAUAUAUACUAACUGCUCAGACCUGAACUGGUGGUAUAUAGAAGACAGAAUUCCAGCCAGUAAACAAAAGUGACUAAUGCCUCUCUUGAAACUACAAAUGCUACCAACACAGUCUUGAUGUGGGCUAGUCUAUUGUCUAAGAUGUUUGCGUAUGACUGAAAUUGUUGUGUUCUAGUCUUGGAGAGAUGAUUUAUUGUUAUGACUUUGUCACGUGUUUCAGUCUUGGAGAGAUGAUGUAUUGUUAUGACUUUGUCACGUGUUUCAGUCUUGGAGAAAAAGAUGUAUUGUUAUGACGUGUUCCAGUCUUGGAGAGAUGAUGUAUUAGUGCCUUGUUCUGCCUGCGGGAAAUAAAUGUAAGAAGACAAACAGAACAAAGUUUUUUUUGUUCCAUUAUUUUACCGAGUUCAAAUCUCCUGUAAUGAUGGAUUACUUAUCAGGCAUUAAUUCAGCAUCUUCACAUCCAAUGACAACUAUAAAGCAGUCUGUUUUGUUUCAGUAAGAUGGUAAACAGCUAGAGGCCCUCAUUUUUUUUUUUAAAUAUCUUUAUUUGUACUCAAAAUGAACUUGAACUGUACAUAAACAGUAACAUGUUUUAGAGAAAACAUUAAAAUGUGGGUAAUAAAAAAAAAAUUAUUAUUUCUGA
Biomphalaria glabrata is the source of this 5436-nucleotide messenger RNA. Its product is annotated as 1,4-alpha-glucan-branching enzyme-like. Bases 19 to 2133 code for a protein of 704 amino acids. Gene Ontology annotation, molecular function: 1,4-alpha-glucan branching enzyme activity; hydrolase activity, hydrolyzing O-glycosyl compounds; cation binding. The transcript is spliced from 14 exons. Gene Ontology annotation, biological process: glycogen biosynthetic process. The record is from RefSeq and is a predicted model, not a curated record. Lineage: Eukaryota; Metazoa; Mollusca; Gastropoda; Planorbidae. Gene Ontology annotation, cellular component: cytoplasm.